GUGCUGAAUUUCAAUAUGUACCCUUAAAGACGCCUUAGUACUGCUGCUGUUAAUUACGACCGCGUGUGCGUAUGUCGGGAGGGUCUGGUAACUGAGGCAGACAGUGGGGGAACGUCUUUACUCCUGUCGGAGCAGGUCGCCCUGCAGCCAGUCCGGCGACCGAAACCGGCACAUCAGGAGCGCACGCCGCCUGUCCACAGCGGCUCCGACCGGAGCUGAUGAAGCUCGGUCACUUUGGAGCAUCCUGAUGGCUCAGCCUCCCCGACGCGCAUGUAGCUUGUUAACGUCUCCCAGGAAUCCCCAGCAGAAGAUCAUCAAACGGGUCAUUGGCCUGGAGGGGGACUUCAUCAGGACUUUGAGCUACAAGAACCGAUACGUUCGAGUGCCUGAUGGCCACUUCUGGAUCGAGGGCGAUCAUCACGGACACAGUCUGGACAGCAACAGCUUCGGACCGGUCUCUGUGGGCCUGCUUCACGGUCGGGCAUCCCACAUCAUCUGGCCACCAAAUCGCUGGCAGCGAAUCAGAGCGUCCCUACCCGCCAACCGAGGACCACUGGACACCGAGGAAGACGAGGGAUGAGGACACAUUACACACACACUGUUGUAACUGUACUGUUGUAAAUGUGUGUAGGAUGCAGUGUUUGGUCAUUGUUCCUGAUCCCAAGUCAGAUUUUUCCAGUGCUGUCAUGUGACCUGCAAACUGGUUGGUGCUUUGUUGUUUUGCCGCCCAGUUGUUAAUGACAAGGACUCAAACCUUGACGCCUGCAGGUCACAGCCACACAGAGGGCUGAAGUCCUGACCUCCAGACGAGCAGUCAUCCAACACAAGUAUUUUGAUAAUCGAUUACCUACUUAAAAGUCAAAUAUUCUCUGGUUCUGAUGAUUUUCUGCUUUUCUCUGUUUCUUAUUACUGGAAACUGAAUAUAUUUUUUUUGUGGACUUUUGUUGGUUGGAUUAAACAAGAGACUUGAGAACAUUG
Molecule: messenger RNA, 978 nt
Organism: Monopterus albus (swamp eel)
Lineage: Eukaryota; Metazoa; Chordata; Actinopteri; Synbranchiformes; Synbranchidae
Gene: immp2l
Product: inner mitochondrial membrane peptidase subunit 2
Exons: 4
Coding region: 248-580 (110 amino acids)
Cellular component (GO): membrane; mitochondrial inner membrane peptidase complex
Molecular function (GO): serine-type endopeptidase activity
Source: RefSeq, a predicted model, not a curated record